AUGGAUCAAUGUAAGCAAUCAAAUGAGCUAGCAAAUAGUAUCAUAUUCAAUAUUAUCCUUUUUAUUAUCAUUAUCAUAUCAAUAAUAGCAAUUAUUCUUGAAAUAUGGGUAAUGUUAAAGACAACAAAUCGUAUUUUACUUCAUCAAAAUACACGAAUUUUAAUUAUUGCACAUCAGCUAUGGCUUAUUUUUCAUUGCAUCACAAGAAUAUUUGGUCAUACUUAUAUAUUGGUGACAUAUCAAAAGAAUGAUGUUGACAAAUGUGGAUAUAUGAUGUUUAUGUGGGAAUGUCUCAUGAUACGAGGACCAAUUACUUUAACAUCAUUUUUAAGUCGAACUUCAUUAUUAAUAAUUGUUAUUGAACGAGCUAUUGCUACACAUUUCUCAUCGAAAUAUGAAAAAUUUGGCAAAAAUAUUGCUAUAAUUUUGAUCAUAGCUCAG
Messenger RNA from Loa loa (African eye worm), 441 nucleotides. RefSeq lists its product as hypothetical. Lineage: Eukaryota; Metazoa; Nematoda; Chromadorea; Rhabditida; Onchocercidae. The record is from RefSeq and is a predicted model, not a curated record. The transcript is spliced from 2 exons. The annotation marks the transcript as partial.